Messenger RNA from Pygocentrus nattereri (red-bellied piranha), 1236 nucleotides. It is a transcript of the gene cldn10d, whose product is annotated as claudin-10. Gene Ontology annotation, biological process: cell adhesion; bicellular tight junction assembly. The record is from RefSeq and is a predicted model, not a curated record. Lineage: Eukaryota; Metazoa; Chordata; Actinopteri; Characiformes; Serrasalmidae. The transcript is spliced from 5 exons. The coding region runs from base 223 to 1047 and encodes 274 amino acids. Gene Ontology annotation, cellular component: plasma membrane; bicellular tight junction. Gene Ontology annotation, molecular function: structural molecule activity.
CUGAACCCUGAGGCAUGAGAAGCUGCUUACUGGGCAAAACCACAGAAGACAAUGAGGAGAAGGCAAAGAGGUUUAGAAGGCGAUUUUGUCUUCCAGAUUCAAAUUGAACACCUCUGUGUUUUUAUUUUCAUACUGACUUCAGCUUUGGUGGCAAUUUUUGCACAUUUCUUGUCAUUUUUAAUUGGGAUAUUUUUUUCUAUCGCUCCCUGCAAAGCCUGAAACAUGAAACGCACUGUAAUUAUGUAUAUGGAGAUUGGUUGCUUUAUUUGUUGUCUUUGUGGCUGGAUCCUGAACUGUUCUACUCUGGCCACUGAAUACUGGAAUUUCUCAGAGAUAGGAGAAGCCGUCCUCAGCACAGUCAACUACUUUUCCAAUCUGUGGAUGGACUGUGUCUCCGACACCACUGGUGUGUCCGAUUGCAAGUAUUAUCCCUCCAUGAUGGAUCUGCCAGUUUUCUUGCACGUGUGCCGUGCCCUGGCCAUCGUCUCUGUAAUCCUGGGCUUUUGGGGGGCUGUGCUCGCCUUGAUUGGAAUGAAGUGCACCAAGAUUGGAGGCUCUGAACUUGUCAAUGCCAGGAUAACAUUUGCAGCUGCCCUCACGUACCUGGCAUCAGGGUUCAGUGGUAUGAUACUGUACUCCUGGUGGGGGCAACGAACACGGGCACAAUUUGUGGAUCCAAAUUACAAGCCACAGAAAUUUGAAAUAGGUGCAGCGAUCUUCAUAGGCUGGGGAGGAUCAUCCCUGAUUAUUGCUGGAAGUGCUGUUAUGUGUUACAUCUCUGGAAAAGAGGGACUCCGUUCCAGUUCUAACAAGAGACAGCAAUCAACGGAAAGUUAUAUGACAUCUCAAUCCAGAAGGAGCUAUGUGACAACCCAAACCAGAAGGACCUAUAUGAUGCCUAUCUCCAAGCCCACUACAGUCAUCAUGCCCCCCGUAUCCCAGUUAGGCAGGGAGAGCCAGGCAACCCGAACUCAAAGGACACACAGAGCCCACACUAUCAGGACGACUGGAGCCUCCGUACGCCUGAAUAUGGAUUCAUAUGUGUGAUUCUAUGUGCUAGAAUAUCUGCACAUCGUCAAAGCCUGAUAAAAGUGGUUUAUGAGUCAUAAAAGCAUCUUGCCAGUAUGUUAUACAUGGAUAUACACAAAAGUCAGAGACCACCCCCUAUUUAUUCAGUUUCAAAGCAGCCAUGAAGAUGAAGUUAUUAACUUUUCUGGAGAUGUUUCUGAGGAGAGU